This is a messenger RNA of Diceros bicornis minor, 949 nucleotides long. RefSeq names its product fibroblast growth factor binding protein 3 (gene FGFBP3). Lineage: Eukaryota; Metazoa; Chordata; Mammalia; Perissodactyla; Rhinocerotidae. Gene Ontology annotation, biological process: cell-cell signaling. Bases 166 to 933 code for a protein of 255 amino acids. The transcript is spliced from 2 exons. The record is from RefSeq and is a predicted model, not a curated record. Gene Ontology annotation, molecular function: growth factor binding.
CGGCUACAACAGACUAAUCCUUCAUGCCGUCAUUCCCUUUACCGUAACCAGGCUCCGCUACGGCUCCCAGAACUCGGUCCAAGGGAUGUCCCUUUCCUGGUCCUGCCACCACUGAAGCGCCCAAGGGUCCCAGAAGAGCCGACCUGAGCGCAGACAUCGCGGGCCAUGAGUCCUCUGAGGUUGCGAGCGCCCCUCUCGCUGCUGCUGCUGCUGGGCGGCUAUGUCCUCUCGGACACCCGAAGGGACAAGGGGCCCGCUGGCAGCGCAGCAGAGCCGGCCCCGGGUCCCGCAGUUGGCUCCUCGGGCCGCUUUGUUAGCCCCGAGGGGCACGCGUGCAGCUGGCAGCUCCUGCUGCCCGCCCCAAGGCCCGCGGCGGGAAGCGAGCUGAUGCUGCGCUGCCAGGGCCCGGACGCGGCGCGCCACCAGUGCGCCUACCGCGGGGAGCCGGAGCGCUGCGCCGCCUACGCCGCCCGCCGCCCGCACUACUGGAGGCAGGUGCUGGGCCGGCUGCGCAAGAAGUCGCGGCCCUGCCACGACGCCGCGCCGCUCAGGGCCCGCCUGUGCGCCGGCAAGAAGGGCCACGGCGCCGAGCUGCGACUAGUGCCCUACCCGUCCCCACCCGCUGGCCCCACUGCGGCGGGCUUCCCCCGCGAUCUCAAGCCCCGGGCCGGGAGCCGGGGACGGCCCCGGGAGUCCGCGCCGGGCCCCGCCGCAGGGGCCCCGCCUCCCCCGAGCGCUCCGCCCAAAGAGAAGCCCUCUGAGAAGACCAAAGGCGGCAAGAGGAAGGCAGCCUCGGACCCCGACGAGGAGCGACCCCUGGGGACAGGGCCCGACCCUGACGGACUGGACCAAAACGCGAAGCUCACGGAGACCUACUGUGCUGAGGAGUGGCGCUCCCUCUGCAACUUCUUUGUCAAUUUCUGGAAUGGCUGAGGCUGCAGGCCUGGGG